Molecule: messenger RNA, 1388 nt
Organism: Populus euphratica (Euphrates poplar)
Lineage: Eukaryota; Viridiplantae; Streptophyta; Magnoliopsida; Malpighiales; Salicaceae
Exons: 5
Coding region: 4-1173 (389 amino acids)
Source: RefSeq, a predicted model, not a curated record
GAGAUGCAAGAUACAUUGGCUAGUAUGGAAGACUUCGACUUAGAAUUGGACAAUAUGGAAUUAGUUGCGGCCGCUGCCGGCUAUUACUAUUAUAACAGUAUAACUCGGCAACCUCGACAUGGUUCGUCGCCUUAUGGAAGUAGUUUUAUGUCUGAAGUGCUGGAUGGCCCUGAUGAUGGAUGCCGGGAAAUGUUUCGGAUGGAUAAACAUGUAUUCCACAAUCUAUGUGGCAUUCUCAGACAAAGAGGCAUGCUUCGUGAUACUGCAGGUGUUAUGAUAGAGGAGCAGCUGGCUAUUUUCUUGAACAUUAUUGGUCAUUACGAGCGUAACAGAGUUAUCCAGGAAAGGUUAAGCCGGCAUUUCAAUAAUGUGUUGAAGGCAAUCAAGUCACUUUCACGUGAGUUUCUACAGCCACCACUCCUCCAGAAAUUCUGUCCAUUUUCCCAACAAUUCUAUCCAUAUUUCAAGGAUUGUAUCGGUGUCAUAGAUGCUAUGCAUGUUCCUGCACAUCUUUCAGCCAAGGACCAAUCACGAUUUCGUAAUAAGAAAGGUGUUUUGUCACAAAAUGUUUUGGCUGCUUGUACAUUUGACUUGCAGUUCAUAUUUAUUUAUCCGGGUUGGGAAGGCUCUGCUGCAGAUUCUCGUGUAUUAAGAGCAGUCCUUGAUGAUCCAGAUCAGAAUUUCCCUAUCAUACCUGAAGGAAAAUACUACAUAGUUGACACAGGAUACUCAAAUCUGGAAGGAUUUAUUGCUCCGUACCCAGGAGUUCGCUAUCACCUUCAUGAAUUUAGAGGUGCCAAUCAGCUGCCCAGAAAUCCGCAGGAACUAUUUAAUCACCGACAUUCUUCCCUUAGAAACACCAUUCAGGUGUCUUUCGAUGUGCUGAAAACGCGAUUUCCUAUUCUUAACGUUGCCCCUCAAUAUGGAUUUCAUGUCCAAAGGGACAUAGUUAUUGCUGCAUGCGUGUUACAUAAUUACAUCAGGCGCGAAGGGAAAGAUGAUUGGUUGUUUGCUAAUGUUGAUGGAGCGGCUGUGGCAGAAUUGCCAGAUAUUGAUGACGAGUCUGGUAUACAGCUGGCUUCCUCCAUUCAGGAUCACAUGGCUUUCUCAUUACGAGAAUCGAUUAUGGGGGCAAUGUGGAAUGACUUCAUAAACAAAUGGGAUCAAUGGUGAUUGGUGUUGGCUCACUCUCCUAGUCUGUGAAGAUGCUGUAUAGACUUAGGCAACUAAUUUUGACGCUUGAUAGGUGUAGUUUUGCUGAGUAAUGUAACUUUCAUGUGCUGAACUUGUAUAAAGUUUGAAUGGAUAAUCUGUUGCUUAGCUUCUGUACCAUUUGCAUGCAGAAAAUGCAUUAUUAUUUGUAGUGAAAACAGUUUUAAAAUCACAAA